AUGAAACAACGCAUUGUCAAGCCAACAUUUCAAACCAAUUCCUUUCUCAUAGAGGAUGAUCAAGAAGAAGAUAACCUCACUACCAGUCCAUCAUCACCAAAUCCACCAAUAGAGAAUACAUCUCAAGGAUCAGACCCAGCAGAAAAUCCAGAAAAUAGUGACUUUAGUGAUUGGAAGAAAAAAGAAAAGAAGAAAAUGAGUAGAGCUGCACAAUUCGCAAAUGCCAAAGCUUCAGGUGUUUUACUAUUCAGAACAUUCAACAAUUGUCCAGACUCUUUAGAAUUUCUCUUGGGGAAACACUCCAAAACAAACUCGUGGGAAAAUUUUGCAGGUAAAGUUAAUAUGGGAGAAACAGUGGAAGAAGCAGCUCUACGAGAAUUGCAAGAAGAAACUCUAAACCAAUUCAGUGAAGAGCAUGUGAAAAUGGUGGCAUCUCAAUUGAACAUUGAAAGAGCUUUUUUCAUUAAAGUUAAUCAAUCAAAUCAAGCAAUGUUUCUUGUUCAUUUGAAUGAUUUUGAACCAGAUUUAGAAGAAUGGAAGAGAAAAGCUGAAAGAUUGAAAAGUGAAAAUAGAAAGGUUGAACUUUCUGAAUUUAAUUUUUUCAAGGAAUUUCCACUCCAAGAAUUGAGAGUUCCACACCUUCAAGAAUUCAUCCCAAAAAAGAGAAACGACAUUAUGAAAAUGGCUCUAGAAAUAAUUAAGUGCCCAACAAGGGAAACAUCAUCAACUAAGCACAAUGUUACAAAGAGAAAUAGAUAA
Molecule: messenger RNA, 759 nt
Organism: Naegleria gruberi
Lineage: Eukaryota; Heterolobosea; Eutetramitea; Acrasida; Naegleriidae
Exons: 1
Coding region: 1-759 (252 amino acids)
Source: RefSeq, a predicted model, not a curated record